AUGCGUUUCACCGUUGCUACUGCUAUCGCCGCCAUGGCCUCCGGCGCUGUCGCCUCCCUCUCCCACGCUGGUGCUGCUCCUUCCUCCAGCAUGGCUGUCCCCACCGGCGGCGUCGUCACUGAGACUCUGACCGAGUACACCACCUGGUGCCCCGAGGCCACCGCCAUCACCCACGGUGGCCACACCUACAGCAUCACCACCCCUGGCUACAUCACCAUGACCGGUACCUUCACCGUGACCCGCCCCGUGGUGACCCAGACCGUGACCCAGUGCCACAAGUGCCUUCUGUUUCCUCCCUUCCAGCUCUUCCGCCGUGCCCGCCCCCACCACCCCGUCGUGGUUCCCUCCGGCCCCGCCGCGGUCACUUCCAUCCCCCUGGUUCCCUCCGGCGCUGCCGCCACCGGCUCCUCUGCUCCUUCCUCUCCCCCCGCUUUCAACGCUGGUUCCACCAACGUUGCCGGCGCUGGCGUUGGUCUCGCCGCCGUCUUCGGUGCCGUUGCCCUCCUGCUGUAA
Molecule: messenger RNA, 513 nt
Organism: Penicillium oxalicum
Lineage: Eukaryota; Fungi; Ascomycota; Eurotiomycetes; Eurotiales; Aspergillaceae
Product: putative GPI anchored protein
Exons: 3
Coding region: 1-513 (170 amino acids)
Source: RefSeq, a predicted model, not a curated record